CAUUACAAUAUAUCGAUUUAACAUUCGCAACUUCCAAACGCCUGCUGAUGACAAGACUUCGAGUUUAAUUAAUCAACCAUCAAUUUGUCUUAUUAUAUGUGGGUAGAGAAUCAGAUUAUGUCUAGCAAUAUAGCAGGGGAUCCUAGAAAGGGGAAUCCCCACGUGGAAGCUUGCCUCGUUAAUCCACAAUUUCAUUCAUUUUCAAACUUUCAUGCACUAAACUAAACUAAAAUUUAAUCUAAUCUUUAAUUGUAAUUUGUGUUGUCAUGUUAUGUGUGAAAAUAUUGGGAUGCUCUUCUGUUUCUCAUUCUUUAAUGCUCCCUCCACGUUAUAUUAUAAGCUUAGAAUGAAUCAGUGAAUUGAGGAGGCGCCAUUUAUGUAGUUGGGAUUUUUGCAUGGGGAUAGCUUAAUUAUAAUUAGAUGCACUGUUGUCAAUGCAAAAGAAUCAGUGGCAAAAGUCAAAUAGUUGGCUAGCUUGGUUUAAGUAAUUUUAUUGGAUAAACUAAGUACAUUCAUGUAAAAUAUUAUUUACUGUUAAUUGACAUGGAUUUCACCACCUGUAUUGAGAAAAACACACAUAGAUUUUCAUCACCAUGUAUACGAAGGGUGGGAUAUAUGGUUUUUUUAAUCAUUAGGUGCUGACUUAAGGGAUUCGAAUAAGUGACUUUUUCAAAUUCUCUGGCGGGCGUCGUUCUUAGAGGCUUGGGGGCGGUUGUGUGGCCAGUUGGGAGAGCAAAUGGGUGUGUAGAUGUCUGCCUCGACAUUGUACAUCUCCCUAUUUGUAAUUUUGGUAUGACGGCGGUGUGAUUAAUUGAAUUUUUUUUUUCCUUGUAGACGUAUUUUGACGUACACCACUUGUGUAAAUAGACUCGCUUUUCUUGACUUUAGGCAAUGUUAAUGAAAGCAAUACUCGCCAUCUUCGAUAGUAUCACUACUAGACCAAAGCUGUUGGUUUUUUUUUUAAUUAGAUCAAUCAAUCGAUUAACUCAGUAACCGAAGCUUGUAACUAUAAACAAGUACCAUGAGUCACCUUCCAUGAAAUUCAGUGAAGCACUUAAUUAUGUAGGUUAACUAAUUUUCAGUAGUAUAAAACCAUUGGAGUGCUCUCCUUAGGUUGGGUUUCGCAAUUCACCCUAUACAUAAUCCAUAUAUAAAUGUGCCUGUUCGUUGAGCUUGAUGAUCUUCUCUUGUAUUGUUUUUUUCUUUAUAUUUACUAUGUUGAAUUUUUUUUAUGGAUCAUAAUUCAUAUAUAUAUAUAUAUGUAUUCAUUGUUCCUUUUCUUCUUUUUAGCUAGCUAUCUAGGUUAAUUAAAUAAUUACCACGAGUCACUUCCCAAUGAAUUCAGUGAAGCAUUUAAUUAAGUAGGUUAAUUAAUUACAUUAUUAAAGGAUUAGGUUUUACAUUACCAUACACUUCAAAUUAAUUUUUACCUCGAUUGUUUACCCUACGAAGCCCACGAUGACAUAACAACGACUAGAAAUGGUGUCGUCGACAAGAAGUACUUACGUCGCAUUCUUAAUCACACUAGGAAUUCUCAAGAGUUGUAACAAGUUUUAAUUUUAAUUGGAUCGACACCAAGAACAUAUUUCUGGGUAUUAUUCCAUUUUUAUCAUUCAUAUGUCUUUUAAAGAAACCAAUCUCGAGAGGUAAAUUCGGAUACACGUUCUCUUUUCUUUUGUUUGAGAUGGAUACGAUAAAACAGCGUGAUUCAAUGGUUGUAACCAUCAAAAAGGAAAUCGUGGAUACUAAACUUCAUUCGUGCAUAAAUAUAUGCUACUUUUCCUUGGUCCUCCUCUUUUUGCAUCAGAGGCGGAGGCAGCCACUUUUGCCCCUGUCACAGGACAAGGGUCAUUUUUGACUUGGAAAAAAAAUACCCCCAUAUAUGUUCCACACAAGUAUCAAACCCAGAACCUUCAGUUCACACAGCAUAGCUUUACCGCUACGCUACAUCCAAUUGUUUGAUUAUAAAUGGAAACAAUAUAGAUAUAUUCGUUCUUAAACGGAAUCCCAAUUAAACAAAAACCUAAUCCCAUCCCUUUACCCUCUUCGUAUUUUCAUUUUUCAUACAGCAGAAAGACAGACGAGAGAAACAGCAGCAGUCGGCCUCUUCAGCGGCAGGGGAAAGGGGAUUUUCCUCCUCUGCGACCAUCACCGAUCCAACCCAGCAACCCCAACCAUUUCGGCCUUUCUUCUUACUUUCCCCUUAGGCCUUUGCCUUUCGUUCUCCUUAGCACCUCCUUGCGGCAGCAGCAAAAGUCAUCGUCCACAGGCAAGCGGCAGCGGGUGUUGGGUGGCAAUCCUUCCAUUCUAUUUCACCAUUUUGUUCUAGGUAAGCUGUGAAAUUGAAACCUGAAAUUAUAUUGUGUUGUUCACCGAUGUAACUCAUGAUAGUUGUGUUUGUUGAUAUGUAAAUAGAACUGAAAUUGUGUUGCUUAUUGUGUGCUUAUCUUGGCAAAUUAGAUCUUUCAAAUGGAGAGGUAUUACUUUCCAAAGAAGAACAAGACUUCCCCAAUUACUACAGCCCAAGAUUUUGAAGGAAGUGGAAGUAGACAAGCCCAAACUUUUCCUCCUUCAACGGUGGUGGUUCCUUCCGAGAUUCGAAAAUCAAAUGUAUCGGUUUCGACAAACUUUUCCUCCUUCAUCCUGAUGUGCAAGAUGAAGUUAGAAGGUUUUAUCUUGAAAAUGGUCCGUGCCAACCUAAAGGUCAUCGUUUUCCAUAUAGUGACUUUAGUGGGAAGAAACGCAGAUUCCGUUCAUCUUGGUUUCUAGAGUAUAAUUGGCUUGAAUACAGUAUUGAGAAAGAUGCAGCAUUUUGUCUCUACUGUUAUUUGUUUGGUAAGAAAAGUGGAGCACAUGAUGGUUUUGUUGGUGAAGGUUUCAGAGGAUGGAAUAGAAAGAAGUGUUUUGCUGAUCAUGUGGGCAGGCAUAACAGCUUCCACAACAAAGUCUUUUGCAUAUUAGUUGAUGAGACUCGUGAUGCUUCAACCAAGGAACAAAUGGCCAUUGUUUUACGUUAUGUGAAUGAUCAGGGUUUGGUUAUGGAGAGGUUUCUUGGUACUACUCAUGUGGCAAAUACCAAAGCCUUGACACUUAAGGGUGAAAUUGAAAGGCAAAAUACAGUUCCAUAGCCAAAACUUUCACGUUUGUGCCAAUAAUAGCCACAUUUGGCGAAAUACCACUUAUAGCCACCUCCGUCCAAUUCUUUAACGCUGUUAACGUUAAGUGUGACUGGGCAAGCAGAGCAGCUUACGUGGACCGCCCGUAAUUUCCACGUGGACAAUAAUUAAAAAAAAAAUUAUUAUUUUUUUAUAUUCCACCAUAAAGUGUAAUAAAGCUCUUCUUCAUCUUCCUUCCAGUCCACAGUCUCUCUCCAGUGAUGCCAUUCUCCACUCCCCUUUUUCUUCUUCAACCCUCAUCUCCACCACAUCCACUGUCUUCCCUCCGCCGCCGUCUCUGCAUCUCCAAUUCGUAGCAUUUCCUUCCCCUUCCCCGGAAGUUAUGUCGUCUUCUUCUCCAAUCGUCUACUCUAUCUCCCUUCUUCUCUCCCUCGCACUCAUCUUCAUCUUCGCUCCCGAAAUCCUCCCUUCCCAAAACCCUUUCUCCUCCCCUCACGACGAUCUUGACGAUCUCGCCCUCUUCAAUAAAGCCCUCCGCUCUGUCCACGGCGACAGCCGCGGCGGCCACCGCCGCCUCCGAAUCUCCCGCCUCGCCACCAAAAACCCCACCACCAAGAUCGCCGCCCGCGGGGAGAACGCGAUGAUGCCGGAGGUGCCCUUCGACAAGUUCCGGGUCGGGUCGCAGUUCUUCGUGCUCGCCAAGCGCCACGCGCUGCUCGUGCUGUCUGACAGGAAGCUGUGGAGGAAGUUCCGGCUCCAGUGCCUGAACCUGGACUCCUGUUACCCGGAGGAGCACUACUUCCCGACGCUUCUGUCCAUGGCGGAUCCCAAAGGGUGCAGCAAGUUCACUCUGACGAAUGUGAACUGGACGGGGAGCUGGGAUGGACACCCGUACACCUACGAGGCACCGGAGAUCUCGGCGGGCUUGAUACGGAGGUUGAUACGGGCUUGAUUCGUGGAGAGUGGAAUUUGGGGGAAGAACCCUAAUUCCGAAAUCGGAAUCGAUUAGUAGAGGAAUCGGGGAGAGUGGAAAGUUGAGGAUUCGGGGAGAGUCGAAAUUUGAAGUUUGGGAGAGGAACCCUAAUUUUUAGAUCGGGCAAAAAUUGGGGCUGAAGGACUCGUUUCGAUGGAAAUGGAAUAUAUGGUAAGAAUUUUU
Messenger RNA from Linum trigynum, 4272 nucleotides. Lineage: Eukaryota; Viridiplantae; Streptophyta; Magnoliopsida; Malpighiales; Linaceae. The record is from the annotation of a GenBank genome assembly.